AUGCCGAAGCCGACGCUGCUGCUGCGCGGGGGCUGGGAGCGCGAGCGCAGCCCCGGGGACUCGGAGCUGGGCCGCCAGUUCCGGGACUGGUGCCUGCGCACCUACGGCGACUCGGCCAAAACCAAGACGGUGACACGCAGCAAAUACCAGCGGAUCGCCGAGGUCCUGCAGGGCGGCGGCGGGACCGGCGCGGGCAGCGGCCCGGCGGCCGGCGAGAAAGGCAAGUUCCAGUUCUGGGUGCGCUCCAAGGGCUUCCGCCUGGGCAGCGGCCGGGAACCCAAGAUGGGCCAAGUGGUGUAUGUGCCGGUCAAGACGGGCUCGGGGGCAGAUGGCCUGUCGGAGCCCGAGGGCAUCUCUCUGAAGCGGGUCGCUGUGGUGGAAGAUUUCUUUGACAUCAUCUACUCCAUGCAUGUGGAGAGCUCAGCUGAGCCAGGCAAAGCCCCCAAGCACGCCGGGCAGAAGAAAACCUACCGAGCGAUCGCGGAGACCUACGCCUUCCUCCCAAGAGAGGCCGUGACCCGGUUCCUGAUGAGCUGCACCGAGUGUCAGAAGAGGAUGCACUUUAAUUCCAACGGCCUGGAGCCCAAAGAAAGCGAGCCUCCGUCUCCGCUGGUGUCCGGGAUCAUCGACUACAACAUGCCCCUCACCUCCACCUACCUGAAGCAGAUGAAGCUGCGGGUGAUGAACUCUCAGGAGCAGGAUGAGACCUCAGUGAGCAGCGGAGAUUUUGAUAUGAGCGACUCCACAUGGAUGUCAGCUGACCCACACCUGGCCUCCAGCCUGAGUCCCGGCCAGGACGAGAGGAUGCGGAGCCCGCAGAACCUGCACAGCCACGAGGACGACGACUCCUCCUCCGAGAGCGGCAGCGGCAAUGGCUCCUCCACCCUGAACCCGUCCACGUCCAGCAGCACGCAGGGCGACCCCGCCUUCCCCGAGAUGAACGGCAACGGUGCCGCGGCCCCCAUGGACUUCACCGCAGCCGCCGAGGACCAGCCCAUCAACCUGUGCGACAAGCUGCCCGCGGGGCCCGCGCUCGGCACACCCUCCUACCCCUCGGACGGCUGCCCCGACGGGCUGCGGAGCCGCGUCAAGUACGCCGUGAAGACGACCCCUGAGUCUCCCCCGUACAGCUCCGGGAGCUAUGAUUCCAUCAAGACCGAGGUGAGCGGCUGCCCUGAGGACCUGACGGUGGGCAGGGCCCCUGCGGCGGACGACGAUGACGAUGACCAUGACGACCACGAGGACAAUGACAAGAUGAACGACUCUGAGGGCAUGGACCCCGAGCGGCUCAAGGCCUUCAACAUGUUCGUGCGUCUCUUUGUGGACGAGAACCUGGACCGCAUGGUGCCCAUCUCCAAGCAGCCCAAGGAGAAGAUCCAGGCCAUCAUCGAGUCCUGCAGCCGGCAGUUCCCCGAGUUCCAGGAGCGCGCGCGCAAGCGCAUCCGCACCUACCUCAAGUCCUGCCGGCGCAUGAAGAAGAACGGCAUGGAGAUGACCAGACCCACGCCUCCCCACCUGACCUCAGCCAUGGCGGAAAACAUCCUGGCAGCUGCUUGUGAGAGCGAGACGAGGAAAGCGGCCAAGAGGAUGCGCCUGGAGAUCUACCAGUCUUCGCAGGACGAGCCCAUAGCCCUAGACAAGCAGCACUCCCGUGACUCCGCAGCCAUUACCCACUCCACCUACUCACUGCCAGCCUCCUCCUACUCCCAGGACCCCGUGUACGUCAAUGGCAGCCUCAACUACAGCUACCGUGGCUACGGGGCCUUGAGCAGCAACCUGCAGCCCCCUGCUUCCCUUCAAACAGGAAAUCACAGUAAUGGGCCCACGGACCUCAGCAUGAAAGGCGGGGCCUCCUCAGCCUCCAGCACGCCCACGCCCACGCCCUCCAGCAACAGCACCAGCAGGACCAUGUCGUCGGCACAGCUGAGCCCCACGGAGAUCAGCGCCGUGCGGCAGCUCAUCGCCGGCUACCGCGAGUCGGCCGCCUUCCUGCUGCGCUCGGCCGACGAACUGGAAAACCUCAUCCUGCAGCAGAACUGACGCAGCGGCGCCCGAGCGGCCCGGCCCCGGCUCCCCGCCUCCCCGCCUCCCCAGUUGGUACCUCUUGCUUUCUGCACGAGGCGGGAUCCAGAGGAGCACUCCUAGCACCUGAGACUUUGGGCACAAGGACACUUUGUUUGGAACCUCACCACACGGGUGCUCUGAGCUGCUCGGAGAGGCAGCGGGGCCGCUCUGGAGGGGCUGGGGCUGCAGCUGGCUUAGACGCAGCCCCGUGGACCCUGACGUUAGAACCCACCCCCAGAUAAUUACCUUUCAAGUCUUAGGUGAGCAGAAUUGCAUAUUUAUUGAGAAAAACAAAGUGGACCCUUUCUUCCUCUCCCCUUAGUAAUUUAUUUUUCUGAAAAUGGAUUCUUUUGUGUUUGUACAGAUUGCCAGUCUGUGUGUGUCUGAUCAGAAGGAUGUACCCCUGUAGCCGACAUUGCAUAGCACUACACUGACGCGGGCCGGGGCUGGCUGGCCGCGCCCUCAGCCGGGCCGUCCCAGGGACGCCACCAAGCAGGAGGACCUUCCCCACACCCAUGGCAAAGCAGAACAGAAAAGGCACCCCCGCCCCGUUGUGCGGAAGCCCCGGUCCCAUGGUCACCUGUCUUCUACCUCACACUCCAGCGUGGGCUUUUUCCAGGACGUGCCCUGAGCCUGCUCUGAACGGCUGCUCCCCACUCGAGCUGGCCGCCCGGGAGUCCCGGAACCGGAGCCCAGGGAGCCAGGCCUGAGCGCCUCUCUGCGUAGCUCAGAAGGAAGGGGCCGCUGUGUCAGGCUGAGCCCUGGCUGGCAGGCAGCCGAGAGCGCCAGUGGGACCGCAGCUCCUGUGCCCUCGCCCGUCAUCAGUGAAGUGGAGAAGCCACCGGGGGCUGUCCCAGGACCGGCCCUCUCUCUGGAGGGGCCCGUCCUGGAGGAGACCCUGUGACCCCUGGAGUGUGAAAAAGGGCAGAAAGCAAGCUGGCCGGUUUCCUCCCCCGUGACAGGCACUUCCUCUUGCUCAGUGCAAUACCUACCAGUGCUGCUAAAACCAGGGAUUCACCAGACCUCAGCAGGCCCCCGGGGCCUCUCCGUGCAACACUCCGUAGCCAUGAGAGCAGCUCUCUGCUGCCCGCCCUGCCCAGAGCUGGCAGGAGCCCUCUGUUGCCUUCCCCCCAACCCCGCGGAGCAAAGAGGCCCCCAGGGAGUCAGGGCCGAGCGGACCCUAGGAUGGCCAGAGCGCGCCACUCGAUCCCAGAGCAGGCACCAAGCCCCCCGCCCCCCCACCCCAGACCAGCCUCUCUGCAGCCGACUGACUGCCUGUUGCGGCCACUGCCUCCUGGCACCGUGGCAGACCACCCCUCAGGAGGGGCAGGACGGGUGCCAGUGUGGACGCCCCAUCCUGCCUCGUGUCCAGAAACCACAAGGUGGGGUACCCCACCCUGGGCUCCCUCCCAGCCCGCGUUCCCCUACCCCGCCCCCUCGUGGCCUCCAACACCUGACCCAGCCACACCACCUCUGCCUUCCAGUUGAUCGCCCCCGCCCCCAGGCCUCUGGCCAGGGCCGGGACACCCAGAUGCACCCUCAGCACAGCACAAACUCUAGUGCCCAAGGCCUCUCCCACCCCACUGUCCACACAGCACCCCCCACCUGCUCAGUCCGACCCCCUGACGUUUGAAUUUGUGUAAAUACUUUUGUGUGUGUGUGAACAAUAUUGCAAAGUAAUCAUUAGAUCUUUUGCAAAAUGUGACCCCAGGCAAUUUGUGAAAAUCUUAAUGUUAAGAACUGGCAGAGACAAUCGCCGCCCUAGCAUUCCUGGUACCGGUUGCUUAACAUGUCGCUUCUCCCAGAGGCAGUGCCAAGCUGGGCACACACGGUUUGCGUCUCCUGGCAGGCAGGAGAGAGAGACUGGGGAAGGGGCUUCCUCCCACCUCCCGUGCAGAGCAUGCCGCCGUGCCCCAGGGCCGCGCUCAGAGCACAGGCCCCGGCCAUGUGGGCUUUCAGAGAAAGGGAAGCGGAGUGCCAGUGGCGAUGGCCCCAGGGGGCUUCCCCGGGGAGCCCCUUCGCAAAGGAGCCGGCACCAGCAGGAGCAGGUGACGUGGUGCGAUGGACUCGCGAGCUAGUUCAGUCAGGGGACUUAUUUCACUUGUUUUAAAAGAUGCAGCUUCAACCCCUUCCCUAUACUCCUGAGGUGGACAGAGCGCCCAGCUUGCUGUCCCGCCACCCCCACCGCAGAGAGCGCCCCGCCCUGGGGGUGGGGGGACUCAGGACACAAAGCAGCCAUGUGGGGUCCUAGAGUCAAAGGGAAACACCAGAGGGGACCAGCCGUUCGAGUCUCUGCAGGGCUGACCCUGGGAGGAGGGGUGCAGAGGAGCGGCCACUGGGUCUUGUGGGGUGACCCAACUGGAAUCCACGUCACCGCCACCGCUCAGUGGUACUCAGUCUGUCCCCAAGGACGGCGCCGAGGGGGAGGAGGAUGGGCAGGGGUUAGGGGGGUUCGAGGGUUUCCCACAGGUGGCACUCAUCCGUCCCCACCCCGAGGGCCACUUGGACUCCAGGGGCGGCCACAGGAGUAACCACCAGUUCACUUUCAAAAUGCUGCUUUGAACUCAGAGGGUUGAUACUUUUAAUUUGUAAUUUUUUGUAAAACUUUUUACGAGAUAGUAAAGUAUUUCACCAGAACACCUGUUUCAAUCCGUCCGUGGUCUGAUUUUUAUAUAAUUUAGUGGUGCUUUAGAAACUUUGUUUUUUUGUUGUUUCUGAGCUCAACAGCUCGACCCAUCUCCGCCUGUAUCUACCUAAGACCAAUGUGAACCUUUGUAUUUUUGCUCCUAAUUUUGGACUCAGUGAAAGUGUACUGUUUACAUGUACAGAAGCCCCGCGCCCUGUGUUCUGCAAGACUCCCUCUUGAGGAGGAAGCUGCACCUCACUACGCUCAUCUGCUUAGCAAAGCCACGCAACAAAAACCUCUUGCUUUUCACCUACGUUUCCACCUAAAGAGGAAAACAACUACGCACCCGUGGAACCCAGCCUCGCUGCGCAGCGCCUGGGAGCGGCAGCCAGAGCCCUCUGGGGUCAGGGGGAGGAGGAGUCCCGUCCUCCAGCAGCCUGGCCCCGGGACGCUCACGAUGCCUCACGUGGCCUUCAGGACCGAGCCACCCAGGGCUUGGGGACAACCCAUGAGGUCGUCGAUCCCCUGGCACAUGUAGAUCCGUUUUGGAAGAGCCGAGUGCGCACGCGAGACGAGGCGCCGAGACCUUCCCGGAGGCAGCUGGCUCCGACAGAAGCGCGCGGCUCUGCAGCUGACGGUGGACGGCACCGCCUUUUCACGGUGACUCUGACUGGAUGGCUUCACCUCUAAAUUAUAUUUUUACAGCUAUGCACCUAUGCAACUUAACGUGGCUCUUCUAAGCAGGUGAGGACUUCCUCCUCAAUGCUCUCCAGACAAACGAUUUGUGUUCUCUAUAGUGAGUUUUCCCGGUAAACGUGGCUUAAUAUUUUAAUUCUUAGAGCGUGUCUUCUCUCCGUGAUGCGACUAACCCGUUUUGUUUGUGGAAUGACUGGCACAGGCCACCUCCUCUCCCCCACUUAACAAAAGACCAAUGAGCUGUUAAUCGAGCUGUUAUCUCCAUGGUAUUACUUGCUAAAUGCACUGAUUUCUUAAGUAUGUGGAAUCCUUUUCCUCUUGAACUGUAUAUCAUAUAUAAGACUGAAUCUACUUAAUAAACACUGAACG
Molecule: messenger RNA, 5755 nt
Organism: Lepus europaeus (European hare)
Lineage: Eukaryota; Metazoa; Chordata; Mammalia; Lagomorpha; Leporidae
Gene: NOL4L
Product: nucleolar protein 4 like
Exons: 11
Coding region: 1-2040 (679 amino acids)
Source: RefSeq, a predicted model, not a curated record